Messenger RNA from Exophiala xenobiotica, 1608 nucleotides. RefSeq names its product pyrroline-5-carboxylate reductase. The coding region runs from base 179 to 898 and encodes 239 amino acids. The record is from RefSeq and is a predicted model, not a curated record. Gene Ontology annotation, biological process: L-proline biosynthetic process. The transcript has 2 exons. NCBI's taxonomy places the organism in Eukaryota, Fungi, Ascomycota, Eurotiomycetes, Chaetothyriales, Herpotrichiellaceae. Gene Ontology annotation, molecular function: pyrroline-5-carboxylate reductase activity.
GCCGUGACGAGAAUCAAACGAGGUUAAGGCCGGAGAAAGAGACAAUUCUACUCCGGCCUGAUCCUCUGGUUAAGUCCGCGCUACAUCAGAAACCCAUCUAGUCCUUCGACAUGGCUGCCGAGCUAAGAGUCCCCAAUGGGCUGGAAAGCGACCACGGCAUGACUCUCACAGUCCUAGGAUGCGGGAGCCUAGGCAUUGCAAUCCUCUCCGGAAUCCUCUCCUCUCUAACCGAAGCAUCAAACCUCCCUUCCCCAGCAUACCCCGACUCAGGAACCGCGACACCCACCACCGAUGCCUCUCCUACCCGCACACCAAGUACCUUUAUCGCCUGCGUCCGCCGCCCGAGUCUGCCAAGCGCAUCAAGCUUGCUGUCCAGGACUACCGGCCCAAAGUGACUGUUUUACAAAAUGAGAACGUCAAGGGCGAUGCGGCUGCUGACGUGGUCAUUCUCGGUUGUAAACCGUACAUAGUGUCCGACGUUCUGCGCAAGGAAGGAAUAAAGGACGCACUCGCCGGCAAACUGCUUAUUUCGAUCUGCGCAGGAGUCCCGGUUGAACAGAUGGGUAGGGCACUGUACGGCGAGUCAUACCCUGCGAACAUACCGCAGGAUGCAUGCCGACUCAUCCGAGUAAUGCCCAAUACCGCAGCCCUCGUGCGCGAGAGAAUGACCGUGAUUGCGACCAGCUCCCCACCCCUACCUAGUGACUUGUCGGCGGUGAUAGAGUGGAUAUUCACGCGGAUAGGCCGUGUCGUACACCUGCCGCCGAGCAUGAUGGACAUCUCAACGGCCCUGUGCGGUUCGGGUUCAGCCUUCCUCGCGCUGAUGAUGGAGAGUCUCGCUGAUGGGGCUGUUGCCAUGGGUCUCCCAAGGGCCGAGGCGCAACUGAUGGUCGCCUAGACAAUGCGUGGGACGGCGGGAAUGGUUCUGGCCGGUGAGCAUCCGGCCCUGGUAAGAGAGAAGGUUAGUACGCUCGGUGGGUGUACAAUUGGGGGUUUACUGGUGCUGGAGGAAAGAAGGGUCAGAGGGACCGUUGCGAGAAGCGUAAGGGAGGCGACCGUCGUUGCGGCGCAAUUAGGAGGGUGUUAGUGGUGUUAAUGGCACGAGGUUCGAGAGACAAUAGAGAUGCCGCCUCGGAAUCGAUGACAUAUGGUGAGUAUCGAGAACCCAGAAGCAGAAAAGGUUCGGCAGACGGCGAGACUCCAUCCGUUCCGAAUACAACAGCAUCGGACCCGGCCUGUGCCUGUCCACAGUGCUUCGGCGUUGAAAUGGUCAGGCAAUUGACUCAGCGUCAAAGGGAAAAGGCAUUGCGGCUUCUCCGAGAUUGCUCUGAAGCCACCGAAACAGUCGGGUCAAUGUCAAGAUGGCUCUGUGAUGACAGUUCAUGAUUUGCUCCCUCGCUAUUCAUGACCAUAGCGUUCGUUGGAGAGAAAAAUCAAGUUGAAUUGUACAUUCAGAAGCAUUCCCAACUGUCCCCACAUGUUUAUAUAGUUACACCAUUCCUCCCAGAGCUUUUUAGGCAGGCAGCAUGAGGAUUGUCUAAGGAUGGCUGACCAGCUCCCUCAGAUGCAGGACGACAUCUAUUUGGUCUUUCUUCCACCUGCCCGGCC